GGACGAUCACGACGACGACGAAAGGACAUAGCGCGCCGUGAAAACAAACCAAGGUCGAACAGAUCAAAAGGCAUCAUUCAAUCUGGAGCAAUUUGCUCUGAGUCGGAUCAAAAUAAUAUUCUUAUCUGGACCUCGAACUAGAACGCGCUUCUUACUUAAUCAUACCCUUCACCAUCACCGCCAUAUAGCCGAAUAAUAGCAAGCAUGGUUGACUUCAAGAGUGAAACCGUCACCAAGGUGUCGGAAAAGGUCCACGAUGCCACUGAGAAGAUGGGCGACAUGCUUGACCAGGCCGAAGCUGGCAAGAUUCCCGGCACAAAGGGCCACCACCCCGUCUCUGCUGUGAUCGGUACAGCUUUGACUGGUGGUAUGAAGAACGCUGGUACUAAGGGUUAUCUGGCGGCUUACAUCAAAGAGCUUGAGGACAACCCUCUGCGCACCAAGAUGCUCACCGCUGGUACUCUUGCUGGUACACAGGAGCUCGUCGCUUCAUGGCUCGCCAAGGACCGCAACAAGCACGGCAACUACUUCACUGCUCGUGUUCCCAAGAUGGCCGCAUAUGGUGCUCUCAUCAGCGCUCCUCUAGGCCAUUUCCUCAUCUGGGCGCUCCAGAAGGCUUUCAAGGGCCGUACCAGCCUGCGCGCCAAGAUUCUGCAGAUUCUUGUCAGCAAUCUCAUUAUCGCUCCUAUCCAGAACAGCGUCUACCUCGUUGCUAUGGCUCUCAUUGCCGGCGCUCGCACCUACCAUCAGGUUCGUGCUACCGUCAAGGUCGGCUUCUGGAAGGUGAUGCGGGUCUCGUGGAUCACCUCGCCUAUCUGCCUGGCUUUUGCUCAGAAGUUCCUCCCUGACCAGCUCUGGGUCCCCUUCUUCAACAUUGUGUCCUUCAUCAUCGGCACCUACAUCAACACCAUCACCAAGAAGAAGCGUCUCGCAGCUCUCCGCAAGAAGCACUUCGGUGACGACCGUCGAUCCAACGCUGGUGAUAUGCGACCAGGCCGCCCCGAUGACUACCCUCCUCCUGGCAUGGGUGGCCCCAACCCUCCCUACUAAGCGACUCCAUCUCAAGCGCCGAUCCGAGCUCA
Fusarium oxysporum Fo47 is the source of this 1082-nucleotide messenger RNA. RefSeq names its product Mpv17/PMP22 family protein. Gene Ontology annotation, cellular component: cytoplasm; membrane. Bases 205 to 1050 code for a protein of 281 amino acids. The transcript is spliced from 3 exons. The record is from RefSeq and is a predicted model, not a curated record. Lineage: Eukaryota; Fungi; Ascomycota; Sordariomycetes; Hypocreales; Nectriaceae.